AUGGUUGAGUUGGGCGAUGCUGGUGUGCGUGUCAUGCUCGUGAACGAGCGCCGUCAGUUGGGACUGGUCAGCUCCGGACUGUCUAUUGUCCUUAAGGUAUGUCUGCUUAUUGUGGUGAUAGUGGCAGCCGUAUCAGCUCAUGAUGGCCACUCCUCGAUUCACAUCCUAAGACACGACGGUCAUCACACACCUGUGGUUAUAAAAGAUAAGCAUGGGCAUCAUCACGUGGACUACUAUACACAUCCCAAGUACAAGUUUGGUUAUGAUGUAAAGAGCCAUCACACUGGUGACCAUAAGAAACACCACGAGCACCGCGACGGUGACCAUGUCAAGGGAGAAUAUGCCUUGCACGAGCCUGAUGGCGGUGCCAGGCAUAUUCACUAUCACGCUGACAAACAUUCCGGUUUCCACGCAGACGUGAAGCAUAGUAUCCACCACAUAGUGCCCAAGAAGCAUCAUCAUUAA
Messenger RNA from Spodoptera exigua (beet armyworm), 465 nucleotides. The record is from the annotation of a GenBank genome assembly. NCBI's taxonomy places the organism in Eukaryota, Metazoa, Arthropoda, Insecta, Lepidoptera, Noctuidae.